AUUUGAUUAAAACAUCGAGGCAAACAUUGUGCGAAACAUGUAAUAAAUCCUCAAGAAAUUUUUCAGUUUAUAAAAUUCAUAUACAUAAAAUUAGAGCAUAUACAUAUGUGCAUAACGUACAUUUUCAUAUUCCCAUAAUCUCGUCUACUUACGCAGUGACUAACUGUGCCCUUACUUAAAUCGUGUAGCCUAUAAACUUGUGUCAUAAAAAUUUUAUGACAAAAUUUUAUGAUAAAAUAGAAUGAUUCCAGUAAUACGACGACUAUUACUUGCGUCCUCGCCAGGUCACAGCAAUACUUGUACGAGCAGUAUGUGUACCGUACACAGCUUUAAAAUGUUCGGAAACAAACAGUGUCCAGACUUGCUGACACCCCGGCCCAAUCAGGACUCGACGAGACGGGGAUAUCACAGCGAGACUCUGUUCAUUGCCCCACCCAUGAAUGAUCAGGGUCAAGAAGGAGAUGUCAAUCGCCACGCUCAUCCCAGACUUACCACAGUGGACCGUAAUGGUCAACAUUUUCGCCAGUGAGAUUGGUCAAGCAAGAGAGUAUACGCCGAGUGGUGCGGCCGAGACGCGUCGCGAACGUCAGCGGCUUAUGGAAUAUUUGCCUCAGUCCGUAGACGAGCUGCCUGCUCGAAGGAUGGCGGAUAGUUUUGUGACAGCAGUAAUUCCGCUCAAAGACCAGUGGGACAUCAGGGAGAGGUACGUCACGCUGGAGGGGAACGUUCGGAUUGGGAGAGUUUUGGAGGACAUGGACAUUUUCAGUGUUUACUGCACAUUUCGACACAUUCAAAAUCCCCGUUCUGCUGGAAAGAAAAAUCCAUACUCUGUAGUCACAGCGUUGGUUGACAGCAUACACGUUGCAAAUGGGAAAAUGAGGAAUGACGAGGACAUCCGCCUCUCUGGUCACGUAACGUACGCUGGUCGUAGUUCCAUUGAAACUAGUCUCGUGGUCGAUCAGAAAGACGAAACCGGCGAGUAUCAGAAAGUGUUCGACGCAGUAUUUCUAAUGGUGGCGAGAGAUCCCAUGAAUACGGGAGGUGCAUUAGUCAAUACACUCAUUGGCGAUACUGAUGAGGAGAAGAGGUUUCUUCGCCUUGGAAUAGAACGACAAGCCGUUCGCAAAGCUCAGGAACUGGACUCACUUUCGAGGAAACCUCCGACAGAGGAAGAACGACACUUGAUUCACACCAUGUUCAUUCAGCAAUUGGAGGGUGGAGGCGAGGGUCAGGCUUUAGCCGGCGGAAGUUUCGGCCUCGGAAAAGGCAUCCCCACUCGAGGAGGAGAAAUUAGGAUGGACGCCACUGGGUUGAAGACAGUUUUCAUUUGUCAUCCACAGUACCGAAAUCGUUACAAUAAAAUCUUUGGUGGAUUUAUUAUGCGGCAAGCGUGUGAAUUGGCUUUCACCAACACAUUCUUAUACUCGAAACACCGUCCUCGCCUUGUGAAUAUUGAUGAUAUUAUUUUUCGACGACCCGUAGAUAUCGGAUCUAUUUUGCGCUAUACUUCUCACGUUGGCUAUGUGGAGAAGAACUACAUUCAUUGCCCGGUGAGGGCAGAGGUAAUAAAUCCAGCCUCAGGUGAAUGCAAGCUCACGAAUGUCUUCCAGUUUACCUUCCGAGUGGACGAUGCUCCUGCAGAUGUACCGCCACUCAUUUUCAACACAUAUCGAGAGGCAAUGGUAUUUUUAGAAAGCAGACGCCACUUCAAAAAGAUGAUGAACCAAUUCUUCCCAGCAUCAACUUAGCCUUAUUUUAAUGCUAGUGACAAGAUCCGAUUAUAUCGGCUUACCAAAGGACAAGGGAAUAUAAGCGCACUAAAGUCAUUUUAUUUUGUGACCACAUUUACAUAUAAUACGCAUUUAUUGAGAUGCCUGUGACUCUUUAAUCUACAAUAUUUAAUUUACGAAGAAUAUAAUUUUGCAAUAAUAAUUUUGUCAAUUGAACACAUUUUUAGAUCCUGAUUAAGCGUUUAAUUGUCGAUAAUUUUAUGCUCAAAUGGCA
This is a messenger RNA of Folsomia candida, 2004 nucleotides long. RefSeq names its product acyl-coenzyme A thioesterase 9, mitochondrial. Lineage: Eukaryota; Metazoa; Arthropoda; Collembola; Entomobryomorpha; Isotomidae. The record is from RefSeq and is a predicted model, not a curated record. Gene Ontology annotation, molecular function: fatty acyl-CoA hydrolase activity. Gene Ontology annotation, biological process: acyl-CoA metabolic process. Gene Ontology annotation, cellular component: mitochondrion. The coding region runs from base 441 to 1748 and encodes 435 amino acids. The transcript has 9 exons.